Molecule: messenger RNA, 531 nt
Organism: Calliphora vicina (urban bluebottle blowfly)
Lineage: Eukaryota; Metazoa; Arthropoda; Insecta; Diptera; Calliphoridae
Exons: 3
Coding region: 1-531 (176 amino acids)
Source: RefSeq, a predicted model, not a curated record
AUGGAGUUUAAGUUUUAUUUUAUUGCGAUUAUUUUGAGUUUUUCAGUGUUGUGUUGGGCUGAUAAUUGUGCUGAUGAGCCUAUUCUUUUAGAUGAAGAAUUUAUAGGCUGUUGCAGGGGUCGCCCGAAAUAUACAUCGGAACCAUGUAUAGAUGUCUUAUUGGAGAAUGACACAUUCUCGGAAGAGUGUCUGUUAGAUUGCAUGUAUAGAGAAUUUGAAAUUUAUAAUGGUACUGAAAUUGAUUUAGUUGCAGUCAAAACCUUUCUGGAUGCCCAGAUAACGGAUGCUAAUUUUAAUUUAAUGUAUAACAAUGCAUUUGAAAUUUGCAGUAAAUUCGACAACAAGACUAUAGAGGAAACAUUUUCUUUCAUCAAAUUAAAUAAUAAUUAUGAGUGUGAUGUCUAUCCCAUAUAUAUGGAUAUAUGCGUAUGGUAUCAUACUUUGGCCAAUUGCCCUGAGGAUUAUGCAACAAACGAUGAGAAUUGCAUUAAUAAACAAACAUGGGUUAACGAGUGCUUAUUGAAAUCUUGA